Homalodisca vitripennis (glassy-winged sharpshooter) is the source of this 4828-nucleotide messenger RNA. RefSeq names its product phospholipid-transporting ATPase IA (gene ATP8A). The coding region runs from base 287 to 3787 and encodes 1166 amino acids. NCBI's taxonomy places the organism in Eukaryota, Metazoa, Arthropoda, Insecta, Hemiptera, Cicadellidae. The transcript has 24 exons. Gene Ontology annotation, cellular component: plasma membrane. Gene Ontology annotation, biological process: phospholipid translocation. Gene Ontology annotation, molecular function: magnesium ion binding; ATPase-coupled intramembrane lipid carrier activity; ATP binding. The record is from RefSeq and is a predicted model, not a curated record.
AAUCCAUGGCUUGUGUUGUGGUUUGACGAGUGCUGUCUGCUGGAUGUGAGCUUCAGGGCGACAAAGGAAACAUAAGUGAAAGUAAUGAUUAGAACGUUUAAUUUUUUAAUUAAGUUCAGUUUAUAAAGAUUGUGAUUUUAAAUUCCGAUUCGUAUGAGCAUUUUCUACUUGUGUUCCAUGACCUUGACAUGGUCAGUACAUCGAAUCUCCUCUACUAUGAAUUGAAUUCAUCUGCCAGCUCUGACGUCACACCCCACCUCCCGCCCUCCCUUCCCCAGCUUCUGGGAUGUCUUCUGGCUUGGAACUCUCCAGCUUUGAAUCGGGAAGAUCCUCGACUCGAGUACCUCCCAACAAAGAUGAGCCUGAGGACCGCAGUAACCUGGUGGGUGAGAUGGACGCGGUGGACUGUGGCGUGGUUGGCGGCGGGCAGCCCGACUACCGAGUCAUCUUCAUCAAUCGGCCUCAGCCCGCCAAAUUCUGCACUAACCAGAUAUCCACGGCCAAAUACAGUGUUGUGUCAUUUGUGCCUAGCUUUUUGUUUGAACAGUUUCGACGUUACGCCAAUUGUUUUUUCCUCUUUGUCGCUUUGAUGCAGCAAAUACCUGAUGUUUCACCUACAGGGCGUUAUACAACUUUAGUUCCUCUUAUCUUCAUCCUUCUAGUGUCUGCGUUAAAGGAGAUUGUAGAAGAUUUUAAACGGCACCGAGCAGACGAUGAGAUCAACCACAGAGAGGUGGAAGUGUUGCGGGCCGGACACUGGCAAUGGGUGGAGUGGAGGCACAUCGUCGUCGGUGACAUUGUCAAAGUUCACAACAACACGUUCUUUCCUGCUGACCUUCUAGUCUUAUCUACUAGUGAACCCCAAGCAAUGUGCUACAUAGAAACAAUGAACUUGGACGGAGAGACCAACCUUAAGAUCAGACAGGGACUACCAGAGGCUGCCGGUCUACUCGAGACCAAGGAUCUGGAGCUGUUCUCUGGAACUGUGGAAUGUGAACUGCCCAACAGACACUUGUAUGAGUUCAGUGGCAACUUGCGCCAACGAGGAAAACAAGCUGUUCCAUUGGGACCUGAUCGUAUCCUGUUGCGUGGAGCAAUGUUACGCAACACUAGUUGGGUGUUUGGCGUGGUUAUCUACACGGGUCAUGAGACCAAGCUGAUGAAGAACGCAACGAGUGCACCGCUGAAGCGCUCAACCGUCGAUAAGCAGACCAACACUCAAGUACUGAUGCUGUUUAUCCUGCUCAUUGUUCUCUGCCUGGUGUCUGCCAUCUGCAACGAGUUUUGGAACCACACCCACACCACCCAUAAGUACAUCGGCAUGGAAGAUGUUCUAAAUGUUAACUUUGGAUAUAAUUUGCUGACCUUCAUAAUUCUUUACAACAAUUUGAUACCGAUCUCACUUCAAGUAACCCUGGAAGUUGUAAGGUUUGUACAGGCAACUUUUAUCAACAUGGACUUGGAUAUGUACCAUGAGGAAUCUGACACCCCAGCCAUGGCUCGCACUUCAAAUCUCAAUGAGGAGCUAGGCAUGGUGAAGUACAUAUUCUCAGACAAGACUGGGACCCUGACAAGGAAUGUGAUGGAGUUUAAGGAGUGCAGUAUAGGAGAACACUUGUACACACUGCCAUCCACUUCUGAGCUCCAAGAAUCAUUGCUCAUCCAGCAACUACAGAAAAAAGACACCCUUUCAAAGACAAUACGAGAAUUCAUGGUUCUGAUGUCAGUUUGCCAUACUGUGAUACCGGAGAAGGUGGCAAAUUCUGACGAUAUCAUCUAUCACGCCUCUUCUCCUGAUGAGCGAGCUCUGCUUCAGGGUGCAAAAGCUUUUGGAUUUGUGUUUGACACAAGGACACCUGAAUCAGUGGAAAUAGUAGCUUUAGGUAGCAGAGAAAAAUAUGAAAUAUUAAGUGUAAUAGAAUUUACUAGUGCAAGAAAAAGGAUGUCUGUGAUCACAAGAACUCCACAAGGAAAAAUAAAACUAUUUUGUAAAGGUGCUGAUACUGUGAUAUACGAGAGGUUGUCUGCAUCUGGUCGUACAUACGCAGACACUACACUCAAACAUCUUGAAGAAUUUGCGCAGGCCGGUUUGCGCACACUUUGCUUCGCUACUGCCGACUUGUCAGAGAGGACUUAUAGUGAAUGGAAAGAAAUGUACCAGAAGGCUUGCACCUCAAUGCAAAAUCGGGAAACCAAAAUAGAAGAUGCUGCCAACCUUAUUGAGAAAGAUUUAGUCUUGUUAGGAGCAACUGCAGUUGAGGAUAAACUACAGGAUAAGGUGCCAGAGACAAUAGCUGCCCUGAUCAAGGCCGACAUCAACGUGUGGGUGUUGACGGGUGACAAGCAGGAGACCGCCAUCAACAUCGGCUACUCCUCCAAGCUCAUCAGUCACGGCACACCACUGCUCAUACUUAACGAAUCUAGUCUGGAUGGCCUGAGGGAGCUGAUCCACAGACACUGUGCAGAUCUAGGAGAAGCACUAGGCAAGUCCAACAACAAUAUCUGUCUGGUGGUGGAUGGCCAAAGUCUCAAGUUUGCCCUGACCCACGAACUGCGGAGGGAAUUUUUGCAGCUGUGCAUCAGUUGUAAAUCUGUUAUUUGCUGCCGUGUCUCACCCAUGCAGAAGGCAGAGGUGGUGGACCUUGUGACGAGUAACACCAAGAGUGUGACGUUGGCUAUCGGUGAUGGUGCCAAUGACGUGGCGAUGAUACAGAAGGCACAUGUGGGGGUCGGUAUUUCUGGGGUGGAGGGACUGCAAGCAGCAUGUGCCAGUGACUACUCCAUAGCACAAUUCCGAUUCCUGCUGAAGCUCCUGUUUGUACACGGCUCGUGGAACUACAGCCGGCUCUGUGAGCUGAUAUUGUACAGCUUCUACAAGAACAUCUGUCUGUACGUCAUGGAGCUGUGGUUCGCCAUCUACUCGGGCUGGUCCGGUCAGAUACUCUUUGAGAGAUGGACCAUCGGGCUCUACAAUGUGCUGUUCACAGCAGCCCCACCACUGGCCAUGGGUAUAUUGGACCAGAUAUGUUCAGCCAACACCAUGCUGCGCUACCCCAGGCUCUACUCCCAUAAGGCCUUUCAGUUUGACGUCAAACUGUUCUGGGUGUGGAUCAUAAAUGCCUUGUUCCACUCUGUGCUGUUGUUCUGGCUGCCCAUGUUUGCGGUCAAGAAUGACAUCAUUUGGACCAGUGGCAAAGAAGGAGGCUACUUGGUGCUGGGCAACAUGGUUUACACUUAUGUGGUGGUGACUGUGUGUGUGAAGGCAGGUCUACACAUGAAUUACUGGACUUGGCUCACUCACCUGGCUAUCUGGGGUUCCAUCAUAGCCUGGUUCUUGCUCAUUGUCGUCUACAGUCGAUUUUGGCCUACAAUACCAUUUGGACAAGUGAUGGCAGGCAUGGACAAGAUGUUGUUCACUUCUCCAGUGUUCUGGUUCGGCAUAGUGCUGAUACCUUUUGCAGUCCUCGUAACAGACAUUAGUGUCAUAGCAUUUAAGUCAACUGUGUUCAAAACACUGUCCGAGUCAGUGCGAGAGAGUGAGAUUCGUAAGACUGAUCCUCACUCAGUCAUCGACGAAAGCAAAAACUCGAUGUCCGAGACUGCUCGUCUGUUAAAGAAUGUUCGAAGUGUUUUCAACCUGCGAGCAACUCCAACGUCCACUCGUGUAAAUACCGAAGUAGAGCUGAGGUAUGGUUUUGCGUUCUCACAAGAAGAAGGAGGUGCAGUGGCUCAAUCAGAAGUGAUACGAGCUUAUGACACCAACCUUCCCAAACCUGGGGGAAUGUAGAAAAGUACACCAAGCCUGUCUUCGAUAUGGCCUUGACGAUGCUGACCUUGCCCGUCGCCACGCUACAGGUGUUCACUUGACAAAGUUUAGAUAUUUCAGUUUUGUCUCUUGAAUGCUGCUCUUGACGUUGAAUGUAUGUGGUUGUUUUUUUUUUUAAUGUGUUCUAUAACACUGUAUUGAUUGCUUUGUGAUAUCUAAUGGUAAACAAUUGUUGUCAAUUUAUCCUGAGAGGCCCUUGAUGCUGUUUUACGCAUUCUCGCUCUACAUAUAAAAAUGUGUAUCCCGACACAUCUGUCCCUUCCUGCAUCAAGUUAAAUGUACAAAAAAGUUAUAUUUUUACUAACUAUUUAAAAAUAAAUGUUAAAUGCAAGUUUUGAUCUGGAACUAUUUAUAAAAUAAGUGCCACUUUAAAGAGCUAAAUCCUUACUUAAAACUUCAGAUUUAUAAGAAUUUACCAUCCAUUCCCCUGUGUUGUUGCAUUUGUGUUUUGAGUUGAUUUGUUAACAAAAUAUCAAGAAUAGCCGUACUUAAAUAAUUAUGAAAUUUUAAAAUAUUUUGUUUUUCUCUUUGGAUACUUACUAUUUGAUUUAUUUACAUAAGCUACAGUUCAACAUCAGUCCUUCCUGAUUAACAAUUUCAGAACUCAAUGUAAUUUGAAUAGCAUUGCAUAAAUACUAUAAAAUGGCUUGAAUAGGUGAAGAGAAAAAGAAUCAUCUCUACUUAAAAAUAAGGGAAGAAACGAGAUUGAUAGGACUAAUGAAUUUAAAAAUGAGAAAUGUAUCAAAUACGUAAUUUAAAAGUAAUGAUUCUUCAAUCUUUAAACAUAGUAUUAUCUGAUCUUGUAUACCAAAGUUCCUUUCUUUUAUACCUAAUAUUUAGGAUUUACUGUACUGUUGUGUUAUUUUUAUGAACCUUUUAAGAAACUGAUCCAGAUUAAUAUAUUAUGUUAUUUAUAAAAAACUCUAUAGUAAUAUAAAAAAUUAUAUAAAUAUGUUGUUAAAUAUAUAUAUAUAUAAAGUUUAAUUAAAGAACUGGACUGAC